Molecule: messenger RNA, 813 nt
Organism: Dryobates pubescens (Downy woodpecker)
Lineage: Eukaryota; Metazoa; Chordata; Aves; Piciformes; Picidae
Gene: CER1
Product: cerberus 1, DAN family BMP antagonist
Exons: 2
Coding region: 1-813 (270 amino acids)
Biological process (GO): determination of heart left/right asymmetry; signal transduction involved in regulation of gene expression
Molecular function (GO): morphogen activity
Source: RefSeq, a predicted model, not a curated record
AUGUCACUGCUUCCUCUUCAGCUGCUAGUGCUCUCAUGUCUUGUAGCUACAGAGCCACAGGGCCAUUCACUGCAGAAGAAAAGCAGGCGGCCAUUUCAGCACUUUGUCUAUCUAGACAGAAAUCUGCCUGAAGGCAAGAGUUUUCGUGAGCUGGUACAGGAAAACUCAGUAGGUGUUGAGGAAACCCUGGGAGAGUCUAGUGUUUUUAUAGCCAUUCCACAGACAGCAUCUGGAAAUGAAAAGCGAGAGGAGAAAAAAAUGUCUAGAUUCAUUCUUCCCAAUGCAGAACUCCAUGCAGUCCAAGACCUGAGAACAUGGGCAACACCCAGAGAGAUUUAUCCUGUGGAAAACUCUCCAUCCCACUAUUCCAGCAAGAGGGAGGCUAAACCUCUCUAUAGAAAAGAUGCCAAGAAAUUUUGGGACCACUUCAUAUUAAAGAAAAACUCUGCAUCUGAAGAGGUUGUCCUGCCAAUCAAGACCAAUGAAAUGCAUGAAGAAAACUGCAGAACCCUGCCUUUUUCUCAGGGUGUUACUCAUGAGAGCUGUGAGAAGGUGAUGGUAGAGAAUAAUCUGUGUUUUGGAAAAUGUAAUUCUUUUCACGUUCCUGGUCCAGAUCAUCUUUACACCUUUUGUUCUCAUUGCUUGCCCAGCAAGUUCUCCAUGAAGCGCUUGGAUCUCAACUGCACCAGUUCUGUCCCAGUGGUCAAAGAAGUCAUGAUUGUAGAAGAGUGUAAAUGUGAGACUCAGGUUAAAGACCCUGCAAAUGGAUCUCUGCUGUCAGACUUGCAUGCAAAUGUACAUGAGCACAAUUGA